Molecule: messenger RNA, 5369 nt
Organism: Pogona vitticeps (central bearded dragon)
Lineage: Eukaryota; Metazoa; Chordata; Lepidosauria; Squamata; Agamidae
Product: zinc finger protein with KRAB and SCAN domains 5
Biological process (GO): regulation of transcription by RNA polymerase II
Molecular function (GO): DNA-binding transcription factor activity, RNA polymerase II-specific; RNA polymerase II cis-regulatory region sequence-specific DNA binding
Source: RefSeq, a predicted model, not a curated record
CAGCCUAGGUGGCCUUGGGCAAGCUGCACACUCGUCCCAGAGCACCACCAGAAGAAAGGACUGUGCAACCACUUUUGACGAUUUUGGACCUGGAAAACACCGGGAAGGGCUGACAUGAGUCAACAUCCACUUGAUGGCAGAUCAAUGUUAUUGUUGAAUUCCCAUACCUUUUGAAGGCAUUAAGGAGAUCUCCUUUUAUGCUGUUGGUGGCUGUCGUGGAGCAAGGCUUGAACAUGGAAGAUGAGGACCUGGCUGGCUCUCAAGCAGGAAGAAGCCAUCGAGUUGCCCAGACUGGACCUGACAGCAGUAGGGCAUGCUGGGAAAGUGCAAUGAAGAGGAUUCUCGGAAAAUAUACCAUUGGAUCCAAAGAGCCAUGUGAGCUCUUUAGGCAGUUUUCAUACCAGGAGGCUGAAGGGCCUCGAGAGGUUUGGAGCCAACUCCGCGCUCUGUGCUGUCAAUGGCUGAAGCCGGAGCAACACACGAAGGCUCAGAUCUUGGACCUGGUGAUCCUGGAACAGUUCCUGGCUGUCCUUCCCCAGGAGAUGGAGAGCUGGGUCAGGGAAUGUGAGCCAGAAACCUGUUCCCAAGCGGUGGCCCUGGCUGAGGCCUUCCUUGUGAGCCUGGUGGAAGAGAAGAAACAGGAAGAUUUACAGGUGCUGUCAGCCAAAUUGACUUCUGAUUUUUGUGAAGCAAGGAGAACUCCAUCGGAUACCAGACAGAGAUUGCUUUUCUGGGGGACCGGCCGAGAGAGCGAAAGAACUACCCGUUCAUUAGGUGGUGGAACGCCACUGGCAGUGCCUGUUCAGUCACCUCCUCCUGGCUAUGGAGUGGAAGUCGCUUCUGCGCAGCCAGAUCAGGGCCCAGUAACCUUUGAGGAGGUGGCAGUCUGUUUCACAGUGGACGAAUGGGCUCUGUUGAACCCGAGCCAAAGAGCUUUGCAGAGGGACGUCAUGGAGGAGAAUUACGGGAACCUGGCUUCUCUGACAGGUGAUAGCAGGAAGAGCCACAGUGAGGAAGAAUCUUACCGAGAAUACUUAGAAAGACUCAUAUGUACCGAAGGGGGAAAGGAUAGAAGGGAUACAGAGGCAAAACAGACAAAGAGGAGCAAAUCCUUUGCUUCCAAAGAUGUUGAGAUCUAUGAAAGAACAGAUAAUGAAAAGAAAAGAAGUAUGUGUAGCAUAUGUGGGAAAAACUUCAGUCGUAAAUCACACCUUAAUGAACAUACACGCAUUCACACUGGGGAGAAACCAUAUAAAUGCUCCGAGUGUGGCAGAAGCUUUCGGCGGAGCUCAGACCUUACCUUCCACCAGCGAACCCAUUCAGAAGAGCAACCCUUCAAAUGCUCUGAGUGUGGCAAGAUCUUCCGAAGCAGUUCAGACUUGAGGACUCACAAACGAAUCCACACAGGGGAGAAACCGUACACGUGUUCGUUGUGCGGGAAGAGCUUCAGCCACAGCAUCAGCCUCCAUUCUCACCAAAGAACCCACACUGGGGAGCAGCCCUUCAAAUGCGGGGUGUGUGGGAAAAGCUUCACUCGGAACACGGGCCUCACUCUGCACCAGCGUCUUCACACGGGGGAGAAGCCCUAUGCCUGCACCUUGUGUGGGAAGAGUUUCAGCUACAGCAAAAGCCAUGCAAUCCACCUGAAAGUCCACGCAGGGGAGAAGCCGUACACAUGUCCCGAGUGCGGGAAAAGCUUCAUAGGCAGUUCCUAUCUUAAAUCCCAUCGGAGAAUUCACACAGGGGAGAAGCCGUACACGUGCCUAGUGUGUGGAAAGAACUUCCGGUGGAGCACAAACUUUAACGAGCAUAAAAAAAUCCACACCGCCGAGAAUGCUGCUGUGCCUUGCACUUGCUCCUGCCCAGAAUUUGGCCACCCUAUCCUAUGCCAAAGGAAAGAAAUCACUUGUGACAGCAGGGGUGGCAACUGGCAGAAGAUCCUUCAAAUCCUAAUAGAGACUUUCCUUGAAUUUAAAAUGGAGGCAGAAGAAUCGGUUGGUCUUGACCCAGCAAAACGUCCUGAUGCAGCGGAAGCUAAGGGUGCUGGGGAGUACUGGGAGAAAGGGGCGAGGACGUUCCUUGGUGAGGACAACACCAGUUUGGACAUUCAGCGCCAGCACUUUAGACAGCUCCCCUACCAGGAGGCUGAAGGGCCCCGGAAAGUAUGCAGGCGGCUGCAUGAUCUGUGUCACCAGUGGCUGAAGCCAGAGCAACAUACAAAGGCUCAGAUGCUGGAUAUGGUGAUCCUGGAGCAGUUCCUCAACAUCCUUCCCCUGGAAUUAGGGCGUUGGGUGAGAGAAUGUGAGCCAGAAACCAGUUCCCAAGCAGUGGCCCUGGCUGAAGGCUUCCUCCUGAGCCUGGCAGAAGACCAGAAGCAGAGAGAUCAGGGUCUGUUAGCAGGGGCAGCUCUUCAUUUCCAUGCAGUGGACAAUGCUCCAGAGGAGGCAAGAAAUCAAACAAGCUCGGGUAGCAGCAAGGUGUUUGGUGAUCUCAAUGGAGAUGGCGGGAAAUCUUUGGCCUCACCCGCUCCAUUAUCUGCUCCUAGUGAUGAAUUAGAAGUAACCUCUGUGAGGUCAGAUAAGGUUCCGGUGACCUUUGAGGACGUGGCUGUGUGUUUCACAGAGGAGGAGUGGGUGCUGCUGGAUCCAGGCCAGAGAACCCUGCAGUGGGAGGUCAUGCUGGAGAAUUAUAUGAAUCUGAACUAUCCCGCUGAUGAUGCCUUGGACGAUGAGGAAAAAGAAGAAUCAUGCAGAGUGUCCUUAAAGAAAGCUAGAGAUGUUGAGAGAACAGAGCAAAGUGAAGCAACAGAGACCGAAGCCGCACGGAAGAUGAGAAAAGAAUCCUUUUCUUCUGAAGGGGACGAUGACAUCCAGGAUGGCUUGAUUCAGGAGGAAAUAAAUGAUGGUGAUAUGUCCUUUGCAUCUGGAAACACUGACCUCCAAGAAGAAGCGAUGCUUGAAAGCAUCAGCCUGGAAGAAGAGACAAAUAAGUGCCGCAUGUGCGGGCAGAGCUCCUGUCAAAAAGCAUGCCAGAGGGCAUCGAAACGGAUUCCCCAGGGACUGAAACUGUACCAGUCCUCGUUCUGUGGAAGGACGUUCGGUAACAGCCAGAGUCACUCAAACCACUUAAAAUGGCACACGGGAGACAAACCAUAUGAGUGUGCCAUGUGUGGAAGGAAAUUCACGUCAAGUUUAGACCUCUGGUUCCAUCAGAGACGUUACAUAUAUUCCGACCAUAUGGCAUUGAAACAGAUUCCCCAGGGGCUGAAACCGUACCGGUGCUCAUUCUGUGGAAGGACGUUCGGUAACAGCCAGAGUCACUCAAACCACUUAAAGCGGCACAUGGGGUACAAACCAUACGGGUAUGCCGAGUGUGGAAGGAAGUUCACAUUGAGUUUAGACCUCCGGUCCCAUGUGGGAACGGGACUGAAGAUGGAAGAACCCGACGCGGCAGCUUCUGGGGCCGGAAGGAGCCUCCUGGACAUCCAGGCUGGAGACAAGACGGAGUUCUGUGAAAGAACAGUGGGGAAAAUUCAGGAUGAGGACGGCCUCAGUGCAAUCUCACAGCGCCAGCGUUUCAGGCGGUUCUGCUACCAGGAGGACGUGGGGCCUCGGGAAGUUUGCAGCCGACUCCACCAUCUCUGCCGUCAGUGGCUGAAGCCGGAGCAACACACCAAGGCUCAGAUCUUGGACCUGGUGAUCCUGGAGCAGUUUCUGACCAUCCUUCCCCUGGAACUUGGGAGUUGGGUGAGAGAAUGCCAGCCAGAGACCAGUUCCCAAGCAGUGGCCCUGGCAGAAGGCUACCUCCUGAGCCGAGCAGAGGACCAGGAGAAAGAGCAGCGGGUGAGAAGACAGGGCCUGCUGACAGGAGCUGCUUUUGAGGCACAGGAAGCUCCACAAAGCCUGUCCUUCAAGUGUAUACUGCAGGAUUGUCUUGUAGGCGCCUCCUCGCCAGGUGGUGGAAAGACGCGGGCAGUGCCCAUAGAGAUGCAUCUUCUUGGUGGUGGAUUGGAAGUCGCUUCUGCGCAACCAGAUCAGGAUCCAGUGAGCUUUGAAGACGUGGCUGUAUGUUUCUCUGAGGAGGAGUGGGCGCUGCUGAAUCCAGGCCAAAGGACCCUACAGUGUGAGGUUGUGGCAGAGAAUUAUGCAAACCUGAACUCUCUGACAGACGAUAUGUGGAAGAGCAGAAAAGAAGAUGCUCUGCAUGGAGAUUUAGAAAGAAUUAGAUAUCCAGAAGAGGAAGAACUGAAGAGAACCAUGGAAACCAAAGCUGAAGAGAAGCGGAAGGAUAGGAUCUUGAUUACUGAAGGUGGUGGCGUUCGUGAAACAAGAGUCCAAGGAAUGGCACACAGAGACAGCAUUUCCUUUCUACCUCAAGGACAAAUACCCUUAGAUGAAUUACAGAUCCAAGAAAAUAAAAAAGUUAAGUGUGAGGUAUGUGGGAAAAGCAUUAGUAAACCACAUAUGAGUAUACAUAAACAAAUCCACACAGGGGAGAAGCCAUAUGAAUGUUCAAGUUGUGGAAAGGGCUUCAGGCGGAGGGAAUACCUCAAGGCGCAUCAAAGUGUACACACGGAGGAGAAAGCGUACAAGUGCGUGGAGUGCGGAAAGGACUUCAAAUAUAAGAAAAAUAUGACAUUACAUCAGAAACUACAUACCUGGAAGAAAUUAUGGGAGUCUUCGGAGUGUGGCUCCGGCGAAGGCCUUCUGCUGCAUUGUAGCACCGGUGCAUAUGAGAAACCAUUUCCAUGUCCGUACUGUGGAAAGCGCUUCAACCGAACCGCAGACGUCAGAAUGCAUCAAAGAAUCCACACAGGGGAGAAACCGUACAAGUGCUUGUUGUGUGGAAAGAAUUUCACCCACAGUGCAAGCCUCAGUUCCCAUAAAAUAAUGCAUACAGAAGACAAGCCGUUUAGGUGCUCUGAGUGUGGAAAGAGCUUCCGUCGGAAUAGCUCUCUUACCAUCCAUCAGAGACUUCACACGGGGGAGAAGCCCUUCAACUGUUCAUUGUGUGGAAAGAGCUUCAGCCACCGAAGAAGCUACUCUCUCCACCUGAAAGUGCACACAGGGGAGAAACCGUUUACAUGCACAGACUGUGGGAAAGGCUUCAUAGAGCUUUCGUACCUUAAAACCCAUCAAAGAAUCCACACGGGGGAGAAACCGUACACAUGCUCACCGUGUGGGAAGAGUUUCAGGUGGCGCAAAUGCUUCAGAUUACAUAAAAAGUCCUGUGAAUCUGAGAAAUAACAGGAUUGUGGAUGGAAUAGAUGCCUAGAAUUCCUGUUAUGCAGUUCUGUGUGUAAUUCAUGUAUACAUUACUGAAACAGCGACGCCUGCAUUGGCUUGGGCAUGUUGUGAGGAUGGCUGAGA